Clupea harengus (Atlantic herring) is the source of this 4249-nucleotide messenger RNA. It is a transcript of the gene adam12a, whose product is annotated as ADAM metallopeptidase domain 12a. Gene Ontology annotation, molecular function: metalloendopeptidase activity. The record is from RefSeq and is a predicted model, not a curated record. Gene Ontology annotation, biological process: proteolysis. NCBI's taxonomy places the organism in Eukaryota, Metazoa, Chordata, Actinopteri, Clupeiformes, Clupeidae.
AUGUGGAAUGAGCUCAGUUAUAACGGGAAGGCUUUAGGACCUGGAGGAGGUCGGUGCGCGCAGCACAUGUUUGUAGCCUAUUCAUAGACAACACUUUGUUCGUCUGUAAAUUGCUUUACAGCCAGCAUCGGUCCUAUCCAGAUCAUCGGCCGAUGCACAUAUUGUUUUCCUUUAAAAAAAAUUGUGUUUGUAACAUUUUGAGUGGGUAGAUUGAAUUCGUUGUUGAGACAAUAUUCCAGUUGGAAACUUUGAGACUGGGGUUGGAGCGGCGAGUCCGUCCAGGAUUUUCUAACGGUUUCUCGUAGUUGAUCAUAUUUCAGGAAGUGGUUUAGGUCCUGCUCAUCAGCUGUUCUACUGUAUAUUAUGGUCGCGCUGCCGUGACAUAGCCUACUUGGAUUGUCCGCUCAUCCCAAGCCGGUCAACAUGUCAAACCGGCGGUGGACCCAGAAGUUCGCGCUGUUGACAGCACUUCAUGUCAUAUCAAUGACAACUUGUUUCUGUGGCAGCCUGCCCUUCAAGACAGCUAAAGAGUCACCUGGCCCUGCUGGUCCCACCCGUCAGCAAAGCCCCAUCUCUCCACCUCACCACCCUCAGACCACAGAGCCUCUUCUGCUCAUAGGCGGACAGCGGAGACCCAUCACCCACCUCCCAUCAUUGGGUCAUCCCGCAUCCCUGCAGGUCCUGGUGGAGGCCGAAGGUGAGCAGCUGCUGCUCCGGCUGGAGAGGAAUGAGGGCUUGUUUGCCAGUCACUACACGGAGACACACUACCUGGAGGAUGGCAGCGUGGUCACGGGCUCUCCCAACCUCACAGUGAACUGCUACUACCACGGAGAGGUGGAGGGUCACGCCCGGUCAGACAUUGGCCUCAGCACCUGCAUCGGGCUCAGGGGACUGAUUACACUUGAAGAUAAAACCUUUGUACUGGAGCCGUCGGGAGAUCCCCUCCACCCCACCACCCACCGGAUCUACCGCGGAGAGCACCUGAACCUGACCCUGGGCUCCUGUGGGCACGGCGCCAACAUCUCCAACCCCUUCAGCCUGAACUCGCCCGACGCCAGCGACCCGCUCCACAGGCUCAGCACCCGACACAGGAGACAAGCCCAGAGCACCACCAAGUAUGUGGAGCUGAUAAUUGUAGCUGACAACCGAGAGUUUCAGAAACAAGGCAAAGACGUGGAGAAAGUCAAGCAGAGGCUGGCUGAGAUCGCCAACUAUGUGGACAAGUUCUACCGGCCCCUGAACAUCCGUGUGGCCCUUGUGGGGCUGGAGGUGUGGAGUGACUCAGACAAGUGUGCCGUCUCACAGGACCCCUUCACCACGCUGCACGAGUUCCUGGACUGGAGGAAGCUGAAGCUGCUUCCCCUGAGACCACAUGACAACGCCCAGCUGGUCAGUGGGGUCUACUUCCAGGGUACCACCAUAGGCAUGGCUCCGAUCAUGAGCAUGUGCACAGCUGAGCAGUCAGGUGGCAUCGUCAUGGAUCACUCGGACAAUCCUCUGGGGGCAGCGGUGACUCUGGCCCAUGAGCUCGGACACAACUUUGGGAUGAACCACGACACGCCGGAGAGGGGCUGCGGCUGCAGGGUGACGGCCGAUCGCGGAGGCUGCAUCAUGACCCCCUCCACAGGGUACCCAUUUCCCACGGUGUUCAGUAGCUGCAGUAAGAAGGAUCUGGCUGCCAGCCUGGAGAAGGGGGUAGGGAUGUGUCUGUUCAACAUGCCCGAGAUUAAAGUGCUCUACGGGGGACAGAAGUGUGGCAACGGCUACGUGGAGGAGGGAGAGGAGUGUGACUGCGGAGAGCUGGAGGAGUGCAUGAACCCCUGCUGUAACGCCACCACCUGCACCCUGAAGGGAGACGCUGUGUGUGCCCACGGACAGUGCUGUGAGGACUGCCAGCUGAAGCCAGCAGGUACACCCUGUCGAGAGUCCAGUAACUCUUGUGACCUGCCUGAGUUCUGCACCGGUGUCAGUCCCCACUGUCCUGCCAAUGUGUACCUGCAUGACGGUCACGCCUGCCACAAUGUGCAGGGCUACUGCUACAACGGCAUCUGCCAGACCCACGAGCAACAGUGCAUCACCCUCUGGGGCCCAGGUGCUAAGCCGGCUCCAGGGAUCUGCUUCGAGAGGGUGAACUCAGCCGGAGACCCGUAUGGGAACUGUGGAAAGGACGCCAAAGGAUCCUUCGCCAAAUGCGAGGCUCAGGAUGCUAAAUGUGGUAAAAUCCAGUGCCAAGGUGGAGCCAAUCGGCCGGUGAUUGGUACGAAUGCUGUGUCCAUCGAGACCAACAUCCCGCUGCAUGAGGGAGGCCGUAUCCUGUGCAGGGGGACACACGUCUAUCUGGGGGACGACAUGCCUGACCCUGGCCUAGUGCUGACAGGAACCAAGUGUGGAGACAGCAUGAUGUGCCUCAACCGCCAGUGCCAGAAUGUCAGCGUCUUUGGCGUCCACCAGUGUGCUGGGAAGUGCAGCGGGCGGGGGGUGUGUAACAACAAUAAGAACUGCCACUGUGAGGCCCACUGGGCGCCUCCUUUCUGUGAUAAGGCUGGCUUUGGAGGCAGUCUGGACAGCGGACCUGUGAGAGUAGCAGACAAUGCGGGUUUGAUCCUGGGGAUCCUGGUGGCCUUCCUGUUUCUGGUGGGAGUGGGCGUCAUCGCAUGCAUCAAGAGGAAGACCCUCAGCUUUCUCUUCACCAACAAGAAGAGCACCAUUGAGAAGCUGAGGUCCGUGGGUCCAAACAGGCCAUCCAGUCCGUCCCACCCACACCCACACCCAGUGUGUCGGAUGUCUCCACCACGUCAGCCUCUAGCCAAACCACACAGUGCCAGCAUAUACAAGCCACCUCACCUGGGUCCUGAGGCAGUGGUGCCGUCUCAUAGCUUGCGUCAGCUGCCACAGUGCCCGCCCGUGCACCUGAGCCACCCCUUGCCCCUGAAACUGACGCUCACCAUCUCCCCACCGGUGCCACCUCCUCACAGGACUCCUCAGCCCCCCCACAUCCACCUCCAGGCCCCCCCUCGGGGAGCCUCCUUCCGUGGGGGCCCUCAGCGGCAGAGCUCCUGCAGGAUGGUCAUGGACCUGGAGAAACCCAGCCCUCCCCAGAAGCCUUUGCCUGCUGAUCCUCUGGGCAGGACGGCCCGUGUGAUGCGCAGUCCCUCCAGCGCCCGCCUGCCCGUGCCCGUCCCGCUCCCUGUCAGAGGACCUGUGCCCGGGGUCCACAGACCAGUGCCUCCUCUCCCACAUCCUACCAGACCUCUUCCCAAGCAGCCUCCAACACUGCCAAAGCCUCACAUCAUUGGUGGAGUGAAAUACAGCUGAGGCCUUGGACACAAGGGAUGGAUGCCCUGGAGGGACAAAAAGACUUCUUUUGCACUAUAAAACUUCUGCCCUUGAAAGACAUGUGGUCUGUCUGAGUCCUGAAACUCUGGGGUUGGUUGCAGAGGCCCGACCCUUGGUGCUCUAUCUCAUAAUGGUGCUAUGAGUACAUGCUCAGGUACAUGUAAAGUUAUUUAUGUCCUGUAUUUAUUUCAGCACAGUGCACUGUGGUAGACACUUUUAAUUGUAGCAUUUGUGUUUUUUUUUUUUUUUUAAACCUCUCCUCCUACAUCUUUGUCUUUUUGAUUACAUUGUUUGUACUGUUUAUUUUAUCCGAGGAGGCUUCAUUGCUCUCAUUAGUGAACCAUCUGGAGAGACACUAAAAGAGGAGAUGUCGAGUAAACUGGAUUUAUAAUGGAAGGGACUUUGCAGCUUUAUGUGUGGGAGAAUCACUACAGUAUUUGGGAGAUGUAGGAUAAAUGGGAGAAAAUAGCAAUCUUAAGCAGAAUUUUCUGCAUCCUGUGGAUUGACUAAAGAAAGCGGUAUUUUGUGACAUUGAAGACAGUAUGGGGCCAUGUGUUGAGGUGAUUGUUUAGAACACACCUAAAAGUAUGAAAAGAAAAAAGAGGAGUGGAUGGAAAGUUCUUACUGGUGUUUUUCCAUCACGAUCAUCAAACUGUAAACCAGACACUUGAGUACUAGGCAGUUCCACUAUGUUUAGAAGGUUUGAAAGAACCAGAUAAAACAACCUGUACAUUAAGUUACAUGAGAGCCAUACGAGUCAGCAUAAAGUAGUGAGGGCAGAUCAACCAUCUCUUCGGUUCCAUUCUCACUCCUGGCCAUAAGCCCUAACUACCCCAGAACACCUGACGGGGGGCUGUGGACGGGGGCACAUGGGGCAUUUCCUGCCUGCCAGCUUCAGAGGGGAAAGCUGAAC